AUCAUUUCUGUCUGAGAUAUUUAUGCUCACCCAAAUGGAUGGGUCCAGUCCACAUGGGUAAAAUUAACCUCCCGCGACUUUUUGGUUUACUGUUAUUUAACUUUGAGGGUAAUGAUCCUUCUUAUUUUGGUGUUAAACCAGUAGAUUCUUGAAUUUUCCAUCUUCGUCCUGGUUGUGGGAGUAUCGACUCCAUAUGCUUAAGAGAUAGAGUAGGUCAUGUAUCACAAUCAAUACAGUCAUUUCACUGAUUAUCACUUUUUUUGCUUCUUCUAGCAAAAUUUGCAAAAUUGAGGACUUCCAUUUACUUAUAAGCAGCUCUCUGAGGGGACUUUGGCCAAAAGAUGAUUAAAAAUAUCCAAUCAUCAGAACAAAAAGUGGUUCAAAGACACCAUGUGUUGAAAAUAAAGACUAUUUGUCAUGUAAUGUCAAUCUAACCUCUACUCUGAUUAAUCCUUAAACUAUGUUACAUCUGAUAUUAUUUUGUACUUUUCGGCUUUUCGUAAAUCUCUGAAAUUGUUGGAGUUUUAUUUAUUUAUCAGAGAUUAAAAAUAUAUAUUUUUAGAAUGUCUCCAAUUGGACAAUUUGUUGAGGUUUAGCAAAUUAAAUUUUCUAGAUUUCGAUUGAAUCUACUGAUUGAAUUACAGGAAAUUCCAAAGUCUGGUGUCCACAACUUUUUCAGUCAAGGUGUAAAGAUGAAACUGUAGGGGAUGGAGGAAUUUAUAGCAUUUUUGCUGAUGAGAAUCCUGCAUUGAAUAGUCCUCGCUAUAAAAAAAAAUCGUGACUGCCAAUGCUUAAAAGUUGGAUUUCUACUGCUGCUCCAGAGGAAUUUAUUUCAAUCAGGUUUGCCUUUAAUAAUGCAAUAAGGAACUUUUUUUUAUUUAGCUAAGCAGAUUUAGCUUCUUAUUUGAAAGUUACAUUCCCAUGAUUUCAAAGUCUAUAUAGUACUCAGUUCUUUCUUAGGGCUUAAGAUGAAAGGAACAAUUGUCGUAGACUUGGCUGUUUUGUCAACCCUUAAUCCUGCAGAGUCUCCUGAAGAUGGUCAAGUGUCAUCUCCUUAUCCUCACCUGAAGGGAGUGCAUCAGGGCUCAGCACAUGGCCCCCUGCUGUUCUCCAUUUACCCACCCUCCCUUGGCUCAUGGCUAUACAACUUCUUCUAUCUCUGGGGACGUUGGGCCUUGUCCAGAGGGCUCCCCGAGAGCGGAGCCGGACACCCGUGUCUGCGGGAGCUGCUGCGCGGAGUUUUUUGACCUCGCCGACCUGGAGCGGCACCAGAAGAACUGCACUAAGAACCCGUUGGUCCUGAUCGUGAACGACGGCCCGGCUUCCCCUCCCGAGCCGUUCUCCCCGGGCUCGCCAAGCGAAGACCCCGAUGAGCUGGUGGGCGACUCGGCGGCAGGCGCUGAUCGCAUCGAGUGUAGCGGCCCCACUGAGAGCAGCGGCCCGGAAGAAGUGGAAUCCAUGGAUGUCGACGUGCCCCCAGCUCACUGUAGCGGCAGUGCCAAUAGCCACGGUUCUGUCGUGAGCAGCCUGGACCACAGUGGCAAUGUCGGGACUGGUUCUGGUCCGGCCACCGGAGCCUCGGCCAUAUCCACGUCUCUACCUCAGCUAGCCAAUCUGAACGAUCUAGGCGGUCUGUCCAUGAUCAGCAGCAACGUCAUCAUCGAGAACCUACAAAGCACCAAGGUGGCUGUGGCUCAGUUCUCCCAGGGAACCCGCUCCAGCGGUACUGGCUGCAAAGUGGCGGUACCGGCCCUGAUGGAGCAGCUUCUGGCUUUGCAGCAGCAGCAGGUCCACCAGUUACAGCUCAUCGAGCAGAUCCGCCACCAGAUCCUGCUGCUGGCAUCACAAAGCCCCGAGACGGCCGAGGCACCCAGAAGCCCCUCCAGGAUGUCGGGGACGGGCACCAGCCCGCUGUCGGCCCUCAGCUCACACCUCUCCCAGCAGCUAGCUGCGGCCGCAGGGCUGGCUCAGAGUCUUGCCAGCCAAUCUGCCAGCAUCAGCAAUCUGAAACACUUGACGGCAGCGGCGGCAGUGGUGCAGCUACCUCAGGGUGACCCUGGCAGUGCAGCGGCACCCUCUGGGGGCGAGUCGUCUCAGAGCAUUGGCACGCCAUCGACUGUGGGCACCCUGUCCUCAGAAAGGCAACCUGCACAGCCUCCCCUUGGCAAUCCAUCACUGGUGAAAACAUCCACGGCUGCUUUUGGGAUAGGGAACCUUUUAAAUCCUGUAGCAAAUCCGCUACUACCUCAGACCCUUCCUAGCAAUCCCAUGUUCCCUAACUCACUGCCCAGUGUGGGCACAACUGUGGAAGACUUGAGCUCACUGGCUGCCCUGGCACAGCAAAGGAAAGGCAAGUCCCCCAGCAUCACCUCAUUUGAGCCCAAGAGCAGUCCAGAGGAGGCUUUCUUCAAACACAAAUGCAGAUUCUGUGCCAAGGUGUUUGGGAGUGACAGUGCCUUGCAGAUCCACCUGCGGUCUCAUACUGGGGAGAGGCCGUACAAAUGUAACAUCUGCGGGAACCGCUUCUCCACCCGUGGGAACCUGAAAGUCCACUUCCAGAGGCAUAAAGAGAAGUACCCUCACAUCCAGAUGAACCCUUACCCCGUUCCAGAACAUUUAGAUAACAUUCCGACCAGUACUGGCAUUCCAUAUGGCAUGUCCAUGCCACCGGAAAAGCCAGUAACCAGUUGGCUGGAUAGUAAGCCGGUUCUGUCUACCCUGACCUCCUCCGUGGGCCUAUUGCUUCCACCAACCCUCCACAGUCUGCCCCCUUUCAUUAAGAAAGAGGAGAGCCAUUCUGUGGCCAUUAUGAGCCCCUCAAGCUCCAUCAGAAGCGACUCAGGUGCGGCCGAGCUCUCUGCAAAGACUAACGAUUGUGUCUCAGAAGAAGGCGAAGGUGGUACCCUUCCUACCUCAAACGGGAAGACCGAAGAGAGCACUCAACCCAUCAACUUCUUCACCAGUGUAAGCUCUGCCAUGGAGAGCAGCAGAGACUGUGCCACCGGCAGCCCUCCUGUGACCACCAAUCCUCUGGUGCCGCUCAUGUCUGAGCCCUUUAAGGCUAAGUUCCCCUUCGCAGGGCUCCUGGAGCCCAUUCACACCUCGGAGACCUCCAAGCUGCAGCAGCUCGUGGAGAACAUUGACAGGAAGGGGAGUGACCCUAACGAGUGCGUCAUCUGUCACCGAGUGCUCAGCUGCCAGAGUGCGCUGAAGAUGCACUACCGCACACACACUGGUGAGAGGCCCUUCAAGUGCAGGGUGUGUGGCCGCGCGUUCACCACCAAGGGCAACCUGAAGACGCACUACAGUGUCCACCGUGCCAUGCCCCCACUCCGGGUCCAGCACUCCUGCCCUAUCUGUCAGAAGAAGUUCACCAAUGCUGUGGUCCUGCAGCAGCACAUCCGUAUGCAUAUGGGAGGGCAGAUUCCCAAUACCCCCCUCCCUGACACUUACCCUGAGUCUAUGGGGUCAGAUGCGGGCUCCUUCGAUGAGAGAAACUUCGAUGAUUUGGAGAACUUCUCUGAUGACAACAUGGAAAGCAUGGAAGACUUCCCCGACAGCAGUAUUCCAGACACGCCCAGAUCUACCGAAGCCUCCCAAGACAGCCGUUGUUCCUCCCCGGGUCAACCUGAGCAUAUUGGGAGGGGAAGUGUGGAGGGCCAGACCAAGGUGACCCAGCAAGAGCUACUGGAGGAGCUGCAGGCCAGCAGAGCAAGAUCCAUGGAAAAUGGCUCCUUGGAGGGGGACCGCCUCACCAACGACUCCUCAUCCCUGGGGGGUGAUGUCGAGAGCCAAAGUGCUGGAAGCCCAACUCUUUCCGAGUCUACCUCGUCAAUGCAGGCUCCGUCUCCCACCAACAGUGCCCCUGUUCACCGCAAGUCCCCCAACUUUGAGGACCGACAGUUGAAGGCUUUGUCACUGGACCAUAUUAAUAUGGGUUCCAAGCAGCCCCCAGCCACUGGGGCUCUAGAUCUGACAUCCUGUAACUCCUCAAAGGACGCCCUGACCAUGAUGUUUCCCUUCCGUGAGCGCAGCACCUUCAAGAACACGGCGUGUGACAUCUGUGGCAAGACCUUCGCCUGCCAGAGUGCCUUGGACAUUCAUUACCGAAGUCAUACCAAAGAGAGACCGUUCAUUUGCACAGCCUGCAACCGGGGCUUCUCUACCAAGGGCAACCUCAAGCAGCACAUGCUUACUCACCAGAUGCGAGACCUGCCCUCACAGCUCUUUGAACCCUCCACCCCGAGCCCCAGUCCUUCACUCCUCUCCACCAGCUCCCUGGCCUCCAUGAUCAAGACGGAGGUUAACGGCUUCCUCCACGGCUCCUACCAGGAUGCCAAGGACCCUGUGGUGAGCCUGGCGACAUCGCAGCCUGCCACAUCGCCCCCAGUGCUCUCUUCGGCCCCCCCUCGGCGGACACCUAAGCAGCAUAAUUGCAACUCCUGUGGAAAGACCUUCUCCUCUUCCAGUGCCCUGCAGAUCCACGAACGGACGCACACUGGGGAGAAACCAUUCGCAUGCACUAUCUGUGGACGAGCUUUCACUACCAAAGGCAAUCUCAAGGUUCAUAUGGGAACUCACAUGUGGAACAGUGCCCCUGCCAGGCGGGGCCGCAGGCUAUCUGUGGAUGGUCCCAUGGCCUUUCUGGGCACCAACCCCGUGAAGUUUCCCGAGAUCUUCCAGAAGGACAUGGUGUCGCGAGCCGGCAACGGCGACCCCACUGGCUUCUGGAAUCAGUACGCCGCAGCCUUUUCCAGCGGCCUGGCCAUGAAGGCCAACGAGAUCUCGGUCAUCCAGAACGGGGGUCUGCCACCUCUGUCUGGGGGUGUGGGCCACGGGGGCAGCUCCCCUCUGGGGGGCGGCACGGGGAGUAUGGAGAAGCUGCCCGUCUCCGAGGCGAGCAGCGCACUUGCUGGGCUGGAGAAGAUGGCUGGCGCUGACAAUGGGACCCAUUUCCGCUUUGCGCGCUUCAUGGAGGAUAAUAAAGAAAUAGUCACCAACUAGCCAACGACCUUCCCAUGAUGCAAAGGGAGGAACAAGACAAGGGGGGGGGGGGG
This is a messenger RNA of Brienomyrus brachyistius, 5057 nucleotides long. Its product is annotated as sal-like protein 1. Gene Ontology annotation, molecular function: DNA-binding transcription factor activity, RNA polymerase II-specific; RNA polymerase II cis-regulatory region sequence-specific DNA binding. The transcript has 3 exons. Gene Ontology annotation, cellular component: nucleus. Bases 1093 to 5004 code for a protein of 1303 amino acids. The record is from RefSeq and is a predicted model, not a curated record. NCBI's taxonomy places the organism in Eukaryota, Metazoa, Chordata, Actinopteri, Osteoglossiformes, Mormyridae. Gene Ontology annotation, biological process: regulation of transcription by RNA polymerase II.